UGAGCUUUGAUCUACUCCUACUGUAGAAAUUCUGAACCCAAAGGUUAGAGUACCAUGUUCUUAUAAGGGCUUGCUUUGAUGCAAUCAUGGACUACUAUGAUGCAAUCAUGUGAGGAAAGAAGGCGGACAAACAAGUGAUGUUCCAAAGGUCCUGUUGGGACGUGAAAACGGGUUGGAGCUGUAUAACGAGGAAUCAUUUUUCGCCAGUAAGAAGAGAAGGAUCGGGAUCCAAACAUGGCUGGAACUAAAGAACCUGUCCGGUCUUGGACCGGGGAGAUGUCAUCCCUCCUCGCCGAGGCUCCGGCACAUGUUGCCAAAACUUGCUACGAGUACGAUAACAUAAUCACGAGCUUUUUCUUUACCAAGAAGUGUAUUGAGCAGACCAAGAAUUUCAAACUCCGAUCGGAUGACGUGUUUAUUAUCACUUAUCCAAAGACAGGAACCACGUGGGCUCAACAGAUCAUGAUGCUGGUGCAAGUUGAAGCAGAUCUGUCCUUCUUCGAAGGGAAGCAUAUCUCCAAGUUGGUUCCAUUCUUGGAAUGUCCUGAUGUACCUGAUGCUGGGGUGUACAAGACGGAGGCAGAGUUAAACACGGCACCAACAAUUGCUGAAGCUGCAGACGCAAUGCCAACCGAUACACCCAGAAUACUGAAAACACACGUGGUCCAAAGAUGGCUUCCUGAGGGACUCAAAGAUGAUCCCCAGGCCAAGGUUGUGUACGUGGCUAGGAACCCGAAGGAUACGGCUGUUUCCUACUACCACUUCUGCCUGCUAUUCAAAGAUCUUCCACACUACACGUCGUGGGACGAGUUCUUUGAAGAGUUCAUUGCCGAUAGAGUUCCUAACGGUUCUUGGUUUGACCACACCCUUUACUGGUGGAAGCUCAGGAAUCAUUCGAAUGUUCUGUUCCUUACCUAUGAAGACAUGAAACAGGACUCGAGGAAAGCCGUAGUUCUGAUCGCCGAGUUCAUGGGAAAAUCUUUAUCAGACGACAUCAUUGACCGUAUCGUCGAUGCGUCAAGUUUCAAAUUCAUGAAAAAGAAUAAAAGCACGAACCCCGACGUCGCUUACGAGAAAGAAAUGGACAACAAAAACAAGAAAUCAUUCAUGCGGAAAGGGGUGGUCGGAGAUUGGAAGAAUUACUUCUCAGAAGAUCAGAAUCGUCGAUUUGAUCAACUCUACCAAGAAAAGAUGGCAGGAUCUGGACUCGAAUUAAGAUUUGAAUAAUCACGAUCAGAGAUGGUGAUCCCGGGAAGCCCUCCUCCGGAAACUGUAAAGGAAAACUAAUGACAAAGGGGGUAGCACAUAAGGCUAAAUGCGACAGCAUACCUUACGUUCUAAAAGGCCCAAUACACUCUAAAAAAAUAUUGGGCGCCCAAUUUUUACCCAACAUGAGGGCGAUUAUGUGUACAACCAACUGUUGGGUAAAAAGAAAAUACCCAACUGUUAACCAACAAAAAUUUACCCAAUCAGAAAUUCACCCAAUUCUCACCAUAAUGUGUAGCAUAUAUUAGACACUAGUGGGGCAAUUAAGUUGGAUAAAAUAUUAUAUGCAAAAGGACAUUAGUGCCGCGGAGGGACUAGAACCGCGGACCUUGUGAUCUACAGUCGUGUGACAUAUCCACUCGACCACGACACCUCUAAUAUAAGAAUAUAACAUUAUUGUUGUAUAAUAAUGUUGCCUGACUUACGUUUGCCCAGUUACAUCUGCCCAACUUAUAUUGAACAUGUAAUUGGGUAAAUACAUGUAGUGAAUGGUUGGGAGAAAAUAACCCAAAUGUUGGACAAAAAUGGCCCGACCCUAAUUUGCCUAAUAACAUUACCCAAUUAUUUCAUCGGUUACUACAUGGUUGGUAAGAAAUAACCCAAUUGUUGGGCUACAUUUGCCCAACAUCGAUUUGCCAAGUAACACCUACCCAACCUUUUUUUACCUUUCGUGAGGUAACUUCAUAUAGUAAAUGAUUGGGAGAAAAUAGCCCAGUUAUCGGACAAGAUAUGCCCAACUUCGAUUUACCCAGUAACAUCUGCCCAACUUUUUUAACAGUGUAGAAGGCAAAAUUCCACUAUUCACGAAUGGCAAACACGGUCCCUGAUCAUGAAUUCAUCUUAACAUCACUUUCUCAUUCUGUCUAAAUUCAUUAUUGCGCUUCGAUUCACACAUAAUUGGCAAGGCAUUAAUUUACAUUUGCCACUCUCCACCCAGGUGAAGUAAAUGGGAACCCGGUAGGAAGAA
Messenger RNA from Strongylocentrotus purpuratus (purple sea urchin), 2233 nucleotides. RefSeq names its product sulfotransferase 1C2. Gene Ontology annotation, biological process: sulfation. The record is from RefSeq and is a predicted model, not a curated record. The transcript has 7 exons. Lineage: Eukaryota; Metazoa; Echinodermata; Echinoidea; Camarodonta; Strongylocentrotidae. Gene Ontology annotation, molecular function: sulfotransferase activity. The coding region runs from base 235 to 1227 and encodes 330 amino acids. Gene Ontology annotation, cellular component: cytoplasm.